Molecule: messenger RNA, 2278 nt
Organism: Triticum aestivum (bread wheat)
Lineage: Eukaryota; Viridiplantae; Streptophyta; Magnoliopsida; Poales; Poaceae
Product: casein kinase 1-like protein 3
Exons: 15
Coding region: 167-1399 (410 amino acids)
Biological process (GO): protein phosphorylation
Molecular function (GO): ATP binding; protein kinase activity
Source: RefSeq, a predicted model, not a curated record
AUUGGAACCAAACAGGCUCUUAAGCUGCGGCCAAAAAGAACUCCAGCCGGUAAGAGGCGGCCUAACCCAGUCUGACCUUAUAGAAGCUUCAGCCCGCUUCUUUGCCCCCCUCCUACCACCCAAACUCCAAACCCUAGCUUCCUAGCCUACGCGUCCCCGAGCGAGCAUGGAUCGGAUCGUCGGUAGCAAGUACAAGCUGGGCCGCAAGAUCGGGAGCGGCUCCUUCGGGGAGAUAUAUCUCGCCACGCACGUCGACACGUACGAGAUUGUAGCCGUCAAGAUCGAAAACAGCAAAACCAACCAUCCCCAAUUGUUAUACGAGGCUAAACUGUAUAAUGCUCUUCAGGGAGGGACUGGUAUUGCAAACAUAAAAUGGUGUGGCAUUGAUGGCGAAGAAAAUGUUCUUGUUAUUGAUUUGCUUGGGCCAAGCCUUGAGGAUCUGUUUGUUUAUUGUGGCCGGAGAUUCUCACUGAAGACAGUUUUGAUGUUGGCAGAUCAGAUGAUAACAAGAAUAGAGUUUUUGCAUUCUAAGGGGUACUUGCACAGGGACAUCAAGCCCGACAACUUUCUUAUGGGCCUUGGUCGGAAAGCUAACCAGGUCUACAUCAUUGACUUCGGACUUGCCAAGAGAUACCGUGACUCAACCACGAAUCGCCAUAUACCCUAUAGAGAAAAUAAAAAUUUGACUGGCACAGCUCGCUAUGCAAGUUGCAACACUCAUCUUGGGAUUGAGCAAAGCCGAAGGGAUGAUCUGGAGUCCAUUGGAUAUGUUCUCUUGUAUUUUCUAAGGGGAAGUCUUCCUUGGCAGGGUUUAAAAGCUGCCACAAAGAAGCAGAAAUAUGACAAAAUAAGUGAGAAGAAGCUUUCAACACCUAUCGAGGUUUUGUGUAAAACCCAUCCUGUGGAAUUUGCUUCUUAUUUCCACUAUUGUCAUUCAUUGACAUUUGAUCAACGGCCAGACUACGGUUUUCUGCGACGGCUCUUCAGAGACCUGUCGGACCGUGAAGGGCACCAAUUUGAUCAUGUCUUUGACUGGACAUUGUUGAAGUGUAAGCAAACCCAGAAGGUGAAGGCUCAACAGCAAGAUCCUGGUGUAAGUAGCAGGCCGGUUGCAAAGAAUAUGGACAAACACCAAGUUAGUGGUUUACAUGCAGCUGAAGCUUCUUGUCAGCUUGAAGCAGAACAACGCCCAGUAAUCAGAAUGCAAAUAAGAUCUACUGCUGAGAACAGCCGUUCAAAUAAUCAACAUUCUGAUAAAUUGAGAGUGAGUGCUAGCACUGAUAAGGAAUUGCUGCAAUCAACAUCAUUUGGCCAUGCUGGUGCCCCAAGGAAGAACGUAUCAAUCUCCAAAACACCAUGGCUUGUCGAUCCCAACUCAGGACCUUCAAACCACCUUUAGCACUCAGAUCAGUUGGUUCCUAUGUUCAUGCCGGUCUAUUUAGUAACCAUUGACAGGGGAUACCGUGUGCCCCGCCAAACAACGAGCCCUCACUCCUGGACUUGUGGCAAUCGGCACGACAAUCCGCCCCAACGCCCAUGCGCAAGGGCCUGGGUACCAUGACCCUCCUCGUUCCCUGGAUGAUAUGGAAGCACCGCAACGACUGCGUCUUCAACGGAGCGCGCCCAUCGGUGAACGCCCUGCUAACGAAGAUAAGGAAGAGGCCUCCCUUUGGGCAAGCGCAGGCGCACUAGGGCUCAGAGCCAUUACCCCCAGACAUGGGAUGUCCAUUAAUUCGAAAGCUGUAUCCGCCUCCUAGGAGGAAUGUAACUACAACUCUCUCUUUUCAAUGAAAUGAAACACACGCUCAUGCGUUUUCUUGAAAAAAUAAUCUUACAAAGGCUUAUAAAUUGGGCUAUAGAUGCAAUUUUGUGGUUUUGUAAAUAAUGCUGAUGUACACGCACCUGGCAUUUUAUCAUUGGAAUUUUUCUUAUUUGGAAAAUAUUCCUUUUUAUUGGAUUUGCGAGGUUUUAAGCAUGAUGGCAUAAUAAUGCCCUCAUGGAACCUACUUCUGGCUUUCAAACCUUUUCUUCUUUGCUAUAGCAAUUUCAUAUUUUCAGUGUCUCUGUAACCUAUUUUGGUGAUGACUAGGUUCACUCUUUUCUAUCUCCUAUUGUGUCUGUUAGGUUAUCAGGCUAUGGUUUCAGCUGAUAAUCCAAAGGCAACAUGUAAAUUUUAGGUUUCUAAGUUGUCCUCUCUACUAGUAGAAUACGUGGUUGAUGUGAUGAUGUGAAUUCAACACCACUUAUCACGUAAGCAGUCAAGAAGUUUGUUCUUCCA